AUGCUUCGCUCAACCCAGAACGGUGAUCGUUAUGAGCUCACAAGCCCAACGGCCUUGCCCAAGGCAGGUGGAUUCUUGUGGAAUCAAAGAAUGAUGCUCCAGGUCACCUGUCGUGGAUAUGCUACAGCUCAAUUCAUGCAGCCGGAGCCCGCGAAAUAUGCCCAUGCCCCGAACCUCGAGGCGAAAACCUUCAUGCAGCCUGAGCAGAACUACUACGCACAUCAUCCCGGUCGAUUCGUCUACAUCAAGGAUGAGGAAUCUGGCGAAUUGUUCUCUGCGCCUUACGAGCCCGUCAGAGCCCCAGUCGAGAAGUUUGUAUUCUCCGUUGGCAAGAGCGAUAUUUCGUGGACCGUAGAGCAUCUCGGUAUCCGAGUCGAGAUGACCUUUGCUCUUCCCACAGAUGAUGUUGCAGAGCUUUGGACCAUUAAGGUUACAAAUAUUUCGGACCGUAAUCGUAAAAUCAGUGUAUACCCCUACUUCCCGUUCGGUUACAUGUCUUGGAUGAACCAAGAGGCAGAAUGGGUUGAGAAACUUGGUGGCAUUGUCGGAAGCAGCAAAACACCCUACCAGAAAGCGGAGGAUUACCCGAAGACGAAACACUUGAAGGAUAAGACAUAUUUCCUAUGCGAGGUAGCACCUAAUUCAUGGGAAGCAAAGCAGGAAGCAUUCGAGGGCGAAGGCGGAUUGCAUGCCCCAUCGUCUCUGGCCGGCCAGGAGCUCAGCAACAGCGACGCCCGAUACGAGACGCCAACAGCUGUCGUACAAUACCGAACCGAGCUGAAAGCUGGUGCGGAUCAGGAGUACCGAUUUUUGUUUGGACCGGCAUUGGAUGAUGCCGAGAUUGGGCACAUGCGCAACAAAUAUCUGAAUAAGGACGCUUUCGCUAAGUCAGCGAAAGAAUACGCCGAAUAUAUCGAGAAGGGAAGUGGCUGCCUGCGCAUAGAAACACCGGAUAAAGACCUCGACAAUUUUGUCAACAACUGGCUGGCACGCCAGGUUUAUUACCACGGAGAUGUCAACCGCCUUACCACGGACCCCCAAACUCGAAACUACCUCCAGGACAACAUGGGAAUGAGUUUCAUCAAGCCAGAGGUGACAAGGAAUGCCCUUCUUUUGGCUCUAUCUCAACAGGAGAAGACCGGAUCGAUGCCUGACGGUAUCCUUCUCACUGAAGGCGCAGAACUCAAGUACAUCAACCAAGUACCCCACACGGAUCACUGUGUCUGGCUCCCCGUCGCACUCGAAAUUUACCUGAGCGAGACUGGCGACUACGCAUUAUUAGAUGAGAAGGUGACCACCAAGGAGGGCGAGACGUACACUGUUUUCGAGCGCCUCAGUCGUGCCAUGGACUGGUUGCUAUCCGACUCUGCACGCGACCACCGCGGACUCUCGUACAUUGCCCAGGGCGACUGGUGUGAUCCCAUGAACAUGGUCGGACCGCGAGGAAUCGGUGUCUCUGGAUGGCUCACUGUUGCUACCGGAUACGCUUUGAAGCUUUGGGCCAACGUCUGCGAGCAGCACGGCAAGUCGGAUAUCGCUGCGAAGUACUGGGAAGGCGUCAAGACCGUGAACGAGGCCGCCAACAAGCAUUUGUGGGAUGGGGAUUGGUUCGCGCGUGGUAUCACAGACAACGGCGUUACAUUCGGCAUCAAGAAAGACAAUGAAGGACGUAUCUGGCUGAACCCUCAAGCUUGGAGUAUUCUAGGGGGUGCCGCGGAUCAGGAGAAGAUCGAGAAGAUUCUCCCCCAGGUCGACGAGCAGCUUUCGACACCUUACGGCGUUGUCAUGUUCGCGCCUCCUUUCUCCGGCAUGCGCGAGGACGUCGGCCGCGUGACGCAGAAAUACCCAGGCCAGGGCGAAAACGGUUCCGUCUAUAACCACGCAGGUGCAUUCUACGUGUGGGCACUAUACACCAUUGGCCAGCAGGACCGCGCAUACAAGACCCUCCGACAGAUGAUUCCAGGACCCAGCGAGGAGGAUUAUAUUCAGCGGGGCCAAUUGCCGGUUUACAUCCCCAACUACUACCGUGGAGGGUGGCAGAAAUACCCACGUACUGCCGGACGUUCGAGUCAGCUCUUCAACACGGGAACUGUUUCUUGGGUUUACCGCGCGUUUGUCGAGGGUCUUUGCGGUUUGAGAGGUGUUAAGGAGGGAUUGAGCGUGAAGCCUCAAUUGCCCAGUGAGUGGAACGAAAUCAAGGUCACGAGAUUGUUCCGUGGCGCGACGUUUAAUGUAGAUAUCAAGAGAGGCGACGUCAAAGAUGUUCAGGUCGUUUUGGAUGGCGGAAAUGUCGACGGUGGUGUUAUCACAUCUAUUGUGGCUGGUAAGAGUUACCAACUCUCGGUCACAAUCCCGAAGUAA
Messenger RNA from Aaosphaeria arxii CBS 175.79, 2361 nucleotides. Its product is annotated as glycoside hydrolase family 94 protein. Gene Ontology annotation, molecular function: hexosyltransferase activity; carbohydrate binding. Gene Ontology annotation, biological process: cellulose catabolic process. The record is from RefSeq and is a predicted model, not a curated record. Bases 1 to 2361 code for a protein of 786 amino acids. NCBI's taxonomy places the organism in Eukaryota, Fungi, Ascomycota, Dothideomycetes, Pleosporales. The transcript has a single exon.